GUAGUACGCUUCACACGUUCUCGGUCUUAUCCUCCAGCGGUAGCGACAGUUUUUAGUGCCCCAGUGCAAACGGUCAUCUGGCCGUGCGUUUUCUUCUUACUUGCGGGGAGUUGAAAGUUAGAGACGCGCGCGCUAUUUCGAGCGACCGUUCCUUUUCGGUGUUGCAAGUGCAAGUGCAAGUGUGUCUUCGGCGGUGUUUAGUACAGCUGUUACAACUGUGGAAUGAAGGAUUACACGGACGUGUGCAUGAAACAGUUUCCGUUUUACGCACGCCGCUGAACAGUUGCAAUCGCUGAGGGGAUUUGUGUCCGGAUUUGCAUACUGUGCUGCAGUACAGUGCAGUGUCUGUGUGCGUGUGUAUCUGGAAAUGUGCAUCUAGAGCAGUGUGAUACCAAAUGCUUGGGUCGUUCUUCUUAAGUUUUUUUUUCGUCAUGGUGCUCAAUAUAUAGACCCCCCGGAUAGAUAUGAAAUGAAAUGCAAUUGCAGACUAAGGACAUUAUGCAGAUAUUAAGUGUGUCGCGUGGCAUAUAUAGGACUUGCAGAACAACCCGUGACUGAUACGACGGAAAUAGUAACUUAUUUUUGUCAAACAAGAAUUACUGGAGCAAUGCGGAUCAGCACGUCUGGCAAUGUGAUUGCAGUGAAGAUGCAGAAAAAUAAUAUUAGGUGAAACGAUUAUUUUUGUACCGCAAUGGUGAAGUGAACAGCCACAUACAAUUCGACACCCGUUAUAGGUACGUGAAAUAAAUAUAAAAAACUUUCUUCAUAUUAUCGAUACCGGUAGUGUUAGUUGCUAGAAUCGAGCCAGUUAAGCGACAAAAGCACGUAAGGGACACGUGUAAUGUUCCGAUGGUGCAGUGAAACAGCUUGACGGUUCGCUAACGUUACACACAUAUAGGAACAGAGGGUUGGUUCGAUCCUGGUGAAGCACCAUUCAUGCGAGCGAUUGUGCGGAUAGUGAUGUGAUGACUCCUCGAUGGUGUUGGAAGAGUGUUAAUGUGAUGGCAAUGAUGAAUCAUUAAUGCUUUUAUGACGAUGUCAUAUGACUUUCGAUUGGCGGUCACUGCCGUGACGGUGAAGAGCAUUGCUCUCUGUGUCUGUCAGUGUUUCUGUGAUGCCGGUGGGAAUUGCAAUUUUCAUUUGCUGUAAACAAUCUGUGGCCCAAGUCGUGCCGUAGUGUGCUGUGGGUGGCGCUUUCGCCGUUUGUCUUCGGUCGCUGUCAGAUUCAGCAGACAGUUGGGUUGGACACCUAGAACAGCUGUCAUAAGCCAUCCCCGUACAUCCGAACGGCAAUUAGAAAAGUUUAUCGUCGGCCCCAGGAAGUCAAUCAACAAGUGAUAAUCAACGUCAACUGGUGUCGGCUGGUGAAGGGUGGCAUCCGGGGACAAAAUGCGCGCCAGCAAGCUGAGCCAGCAGUUGUAUAGCGACCCGGUCGAGAUGUGGCUUUGGUCAGCGACAAAACCAAUUAAUUACUUCAAAUUUGCCAAUCAGGCUGCUAGCGAUAACCGAGCCGGUCACGGUUUCUACCCUCGGAGGCUGAACCUAACGUCGGCGGUCGGGACCGUGCUGGGUGAAGUCGUUACUAACGGCAAUGGCGAUGGCGAGGAGGAGAGCAGUGCGGAUCAUUUGAUGACCUUAAACAACUAUUGGGCGUUGCUUGCCAUUGUGCUUGUGUUCGGUACGGCCGCCGGGAACAUUCUAGUGUGUCUAGCGAUCGUAUGGGAACGACGACUGCAGAAUGUCACUAACUAUUUUCUGAUGUCGCUGGCUAUUACCGAUCUUAUGGUGGCACUAUCGGUGAUGCCACUGGGAAUCCUGACACUUGUUAGAGGAUACUUCCCGUUGCAGUCCGAGUACUGUCUGGUGUGGAUCUGCCUGGAUGUGCUGUUCUGUACUGCGAGCAUAAUGCAUCUGUGCACAAUUUCCGUCGAUCGAUAUCUGUCCUUACGCUAUCCGAUGCGCUUCGGACGGAACAAGACGCGGAAGCGGGUGGUGCUGAAGAUAAGCUUUGUGUGGCUCCUAUCGAUCGCAAUGAGCUUGCCUUUGAGCUUAAUGUACUCGAAGAAUCAUGCUUCCGUGCUGGUGGAGGGAACGUGUCAGAUCCCGGACCCGGUCUACAAGCUGGUCGGUUCGAUAGUGUGCUUCUACAUACCGCUCUGCGUGAUGCUAAUUACGUACACCCUGACCGUACGCCUUCUGGCACAGCAAAGUCAGAAUCUGGGUGGUGGUCCCGCAUCCGGUGGCUGGUCCAGCGGUUGGCUCGGUCAAACUCCAGCCCUGGAUCGACGGAACACUUGGAAGCGCAUCAUCAAACUGAGCCUACCGUCAACGCCCAACCAUGCCCACUCGGCAGCGUCGACCGACACGGAACUAUCAACCCUGGACAAUCACGAUUUGUGGCUGCUGGAAUCGAGCAUUCCGGAACCGACUCCUUCUACCAUGACGGCGCUGCACCAGUUCGGCGAGGAGAUGCUCAAACUAUCGCGUGGGUUAGAAUCGGUUACCAGUGGGUGCCGCAACGCCAGCGGAACCACUCCGAGUCUGGUGGCAAAAACUGUCGACGCUGCCAGUGGCUCAAUGGCGGGACAAAGUGCACCAGCGGCCGCAAACGACGGAAACGGGUUCGACGGGGGCGGUGGAUCGACUGCCGAUGCCAAAAACUCUUCGGCUAGGAAGAAGCUACCACUGGCAGCACCAUCCAAGCCGCCGCAGCUGACGAAACGCCGUAGCUCGACAACGGCCUGGAUCAACCGUCGCAAUUCGGCCACCCCGCUGUCGUCUGUCGUGCGGAAGCGUUUCCGUAGUCUUCCGUUUGCGGUUUCGCCUCCGGACGGGACCGGUCCCGAAAUAACGGUGAAUGAUCUGCUCAGGCAGGAAGCGGACCGCCGCUGCCGGGAGGAGGCCUUGACAAGAAAAAACACUCAAGAAGAGGACACGCCUCAGGCAACUAGCGAGAAUGAUGACAUCAGCAGCAGAAGUUAUAGCGAAACGAGUGAUGGGGUUUCCGUGAAUCCGCUCCGGUUGCCUCCUCCCUGCAAGUGUCCCUAUUUUGGCGAGGCCGGAAACAAGCUUAAAUGCGAAGGUAUACGACCAGCCGAGAUAAAAAUAGUUAAAACAAGUUCAAAUUAUAGUUCAAUUUCCAAUCUGGAAACGCAAAUCAACAGCAAUAUAUCGAUUUCGUCCCAACCGACGCGAUCCACAUCUAGCAGUUUGUCGACUUUACCGGCAUUUUCGCUGGUGUCGCCAAACAGGAAGUACAACAAUCUUAAAAGUGUAUCCGUGGUAACUUGGGAUUCUCGUAGACAUCAAAGGCGGGGAUCCAGCUUUGGAGGUGCUCGGACCUCAUUGCUGCUAACUCCAACCAAACCGAGUACAUCCAGUACCACCUCGCUGCGUCGUUCUGCAACACUGAGACAUCAGAAUGAAGGUACGCCAUCAAUCGUGAUCACCGGUGGUGAUAUGCAAAAGAGUCAAAGAAACACAUCUUCACCGUGUUUAAUUCAGCGACAAACAACAAUUCGGUCGCAUCAUUCGCGUAAUUCCAGUGUCAUUUCACGAAAUUCGUCACGACAUGGUCGAAUCAUACGUCUGGAGCAGAAGGCUACCAAAGUGCUGGGAGUGGUCUUCUUCACGUUCGUCGUACUUUGGGCACCGUUUUUCGUGCUAAACUUGCUGCCCAGCCUGUGCAAAGAGUGCGAGGAAAGCGUCAAUCACUGGGUGUUCGAGUUUGUCACUUGGCUCGGGUACGCCAGCAGUAUGGUCAAUCCAAUCUUCUACACCAUUUUCAACAAGGCGUUCCGAGAUGCCUUCAAAAAGGUGCUGCUCUGUCGGUACGGCAGCUCAAAGCCAGCCUGGCAACCCUGUAGCUAGCAUACGAUUGUGGGCCGCCCGGUUGCCAAUGAACCGGUUUAACGGUGCAAUUUUUGGUUUUUCUCGACAUUACCAACUAGAGGCAGCGUCUUGCUAAAAGGUGUUUUAUUUUCUACACACAAACCGUAGAUGGUAACUUUAAUAAGAUGGGCAAAAAUAAAAUUAAAGAAAUUCAUGUUUCUAAGAAAAUAUAUGUUUGUACUGGCGGUAGAA
This is a messenger RNA of Wyeomyia smithii (pitcher-plant mosquito), 4083 nucleotides long. RefSeq lists its product as uncharacterized. The record is from RefSeq and is a predicted model, not a curated record. Bases 1390 to 3870 code for a protein of 826 amino acids. Gene Ontology annotation, molecular function: neurotransmitter receptor activity; G protein-coupled serotonin receptor activity. NCBI's taxonomy places the organism in Eukaryota, Metazoa, Arthropoda, Insecta, Diptera, Culicidae. Gene Ontology annotation, biological process: chemical synaptic transmission; G protein-coupled receptor signaling pathway, coupled to cyclic nucleotide second messenger. The transcript has 7 exons. Gene Ontology annotation, cellular component: membrane; dendrite.